Messenger RNA from Hymenoscyphus albidus, 1727 nucleotides. Lineage: Eukaryota; Fungi; Ascomycota; Leotiomycetes; Helotiales; Helotiaceae. The record is from the annotation of a GenBank genome assembly.
AUGGAGGGAUCUCUAUCCAUUCCCAUGUAUUCUCUGCAGGAUAUUCCAGGAAGAGGCAAAGGCCUUGUUGCAAACGAAAAGAUUCCCAGAGGAACACGAAUACUCUGCGAAGAACCCAUUAUAACAGAAGCAGAGGACCAAAGUACCGUGGAACUUCGAAAAUCGAUCAUUGAACAAUUUGAAGCGCUCAGCGAAUCCAACCGACAAGCUUUCCUCGCCAUGCGUAAUAUCUUACCAGAGUGCAUUGCUUCUGAGCUUCCCCUCGGUAUAUACCGAACCAACGCCCUACCAAUUGAAGCCGGUGGUAUUGGUGGAGGUAUUUUUCUGGAAGCAUCUCGCCUCAACCAUGCUUGUGAUAAUAACGCGCAGAAGCACUGGAACGAUAACAUCAAACGACAUACAGUACAUGCCUUGAGAGACAUUGAAAAGGGGGAGGAGAUCACGAUCUAUUACCUGGGUAGCGACAGAAGCCGAAAAGAACGUCAAGAAGCUCUGCGAGCAAAGUUCAAGUUUGACUGCACAUGCCGCCUGUGCUCUUUGCCCAUUGCGCAGAGCCAGGAGAGCGAUAGAAGAUUUGAGGAGAUUGCAAGACUGGAGCGUCUCAUCGGUGCAGGUGGCAUUUCAGCUAUCGUGUCCACUGCGCUCCGGACCCUUCGUUACGUUGACCAAAUGGUCACACUUUAUGACGAGCAAGGUCUAGGUGAUGCUGGUUUGGCAAGAGCGUUUUUCGAUGCCACUCAGAUCGCUCUUUCGAAUGGCGACUUGGUAAGAGGAUCUGUCUUCGCGGAGAAAGUAGUGUUCUGCUGGCAAAUUGCACAUGGGAGUGACAGUAAGGAAGUGAUUGAAUAUGGAAGUCUGGCACAGGACCCUUCGAAACACUCGCUAUUCAGACAACUAGCCGGCUUCUCGAGCAAAUGGAAGACAGCCCUUCAUGAAAAACCACAAGGAGUAGGACUUCAGGAGUACGAAGACUGGCUGUGGAAAAGGGAAAAGAUUAUUGGCCUUCGGAACAGAAUAGGUUUCCCGCCUUUUUUUAGUCUUCCCAGUGAGUAUGAAAAUGAUGCAGACUCAGAGCACUGGUGCUAUCUGGGUGAGAUCGUGGGCUCAUUGGAGUUGUUACGGUGGGAGUUGCAUUUGAAGGAUGUUGACGACAUGGUGACCAACCUGUUCUUCUACACUGAUGGCCGAGGAAAUGAAGUAGCUUCAAGUCUUAAGAUAGGCCACACUAUGGCAGUUCUCGAUGCAAAGCGCCGACAGUUCAUGGACGGCCAAAUCGGUAUCCGCCUCGAAAACCACAAAAUCAUCAAGGUAUCGAUGUUCAUGAAAGGCUCUAUGUGCUCGUUCGCUAAUGAGGGACAGAUAUUUCCACUAUCGUUGCACAAGUUGCUUACAAUGAAUGACGAAAUCCAAAAGUUUUCUACUCCAAAUGUCGAUGGAACACGUAAUUGUCAUGGAUGUGGAAGGAAGGCAAAUUCCUUGCAAAAAUGCGGAAAGUGCCUGUCGUUUUGGUACUGUGGCAAGGUAUGAGCUCCCAGCAACAAUUUUGUCUCACUGUUUUUAACGUCGUAAAUUAGGACUGUCAGAUGACUGGUUGGAAUGCGAAAGGACACAAAUCCAUCUGCAAGCUUCUGGAAGAUCCUGACCUCCGACGACUAUUCUUUUUCGACUGGGACACGCACGAAGGCACUUUAGAAUUCCCCCUUCCCGAGGAUGAUUCCGAAGGCUGA